Molecule: messenger RNA, 2694 nt
Organism: Limanda limanda (common dab)
Lineage: Eukaryota; Metazoa; Chordata; Actinopteri; Pleuronectiformes; Pleuronectidae
Gene: sema3fa
Product: sema domain, immunoglobulin domain (Ig), short basic domain, secreted, (semaphorin) 3Fa
Exons: 19
Coding region: 322-2694 (790 amino acids)
Biological process (GO): negative chemotaxis; semaphorin-plexin signaling pathway; neural crest cell migration
Molecular function (GO): semaphorin receptor binding; chemorepellent activity
Source: RefSeq, a predicted model, not a curated record
UCAUCUCUCCAGGAGCUACUCUUUUGUUUCUCACCUCGUCCUAAAAAGGGGGGGGAAACAAACACGGAAUCUGCGCUCUAGAGAUCACUUCAAGUUUAAAGCGGCUGCGUCAAGUUAAAUUCAAAUCCAAGCUUUGUUUGUCUCUGGGAUAAUCGUGCGGGAUCUGCGGCGGAUACACUGAGACUCGUGCGUGCGGACAGAGGAGCUCAAAGGAUUUGGGUGGAUGCUUUUAAAUGUUCACCAGCUUUGGCACAAUAUUCAUCGGACGCAUCUAGGAGCUCCCGGACUCUCCUUCCCCCCCUGUUAACAAACACAGGGACCAUGUUGUGGGACAAACUGUGCUGGCUGCUGGCCCUUCUGGCCUUGUCAUCCGCGGUGCUGACCUCCUCUAAUGAGUCUCUCUCCGCUCCAAGGAUCUUCCUGUCCUUCAAAGAGCUGAAGUCCACUGGCACUGCUCACCACUUCUCCUUUCUGCUGAACUCGACCGACUAUCGGAUCCUCCGCAUGGACGAGGACCACGACCGCAUGUAUGUGGGCAGCAAAGAUUACAUCCUCUCUCUGGAUCUGCACGACAUCAACAAGGAGCCGCUCAUAAUCCACUGGCCUGUCGUCCCGCAGAGGAAGACUGAAUGUGUGUUGUCAGGAAAAGACACUAAUGGGGAAUGUGGAAACUUCAUCCGUCUGAUCGAGCCGUGGAACCGGACCCACCUGUAUGUGUGCGGCACCGGGGCGUACAACCCCGUGUGCACCUACGUGGACCGAGGACGCAGGUCGCAGGGGUCCCACUUCCUACAGGCAUCGCAAUCUGGAGGGAGAACAAGUCGGGCAGCAGACUUCAGCACUACAUCAGAGCACUUGGAGGCGAAGGAAUAUAUUUUCCGACUUGAACCUGGUAAAGUGGAUUCUGGUAAAGGAAAAUGUCCGUAUGACCCCAAACUGAACAGCGUCUCAGCUUUGAUCAAUGGAGAGCUGUACGCGGGAGUCUACAUCGAUUUCAUGGGAACAGACUCUGCCAUCUUCCGUACGCUGGGGAAGCAGACAGCCAUGAGGACUGAUCAGUACAACUCCAGAUGGUUGAACGAUCCCACAUUCAUCCACGCACACCUCAUCCCAGACAGCGCAGAGAAGAAUGAUGACAAGCUCUACUUUUUCUUCCGCGAGAAAGCCUCUGAGAUGGGCCAGAGUCCCAUGACCCAGUCCAGGAUAGGGCGGAUCUGCCUGAAUGACGACGGUGGACACUGCUGCCUGGUCAACAAGUGGAGCACGUUCCUGAAGGCUCGACUCAUCUGCUCGGUGCCUGGACCGGACGGCCAAGAGACGCACUUUGAUGAACUGAGGGAUGUGUAUAUCCAGCCAACUCAAGACACCAAGAAUCCUGUCAUCUACGGAGUCUUCUCAGUGUCGGGCGCCGUCUUUAAAGGCUCGGCCGUGUGCGUGUACUCCAUGGCCGACAUCCGCAUGGUCUUCCACGGGCCCUUCGCCCACAAGGAAGGGCCCAACUACCAGUGGGUGGCGUACUCUGGGAAGAUCCCCUACCCACGGCCUGGCACUUGUCCCGGAGGCACCUUCACCCCCAACAUGAAAUCCACAAAGGAUUACCCAGAUGAGGUUAUCAACUUCAUGAGGAACCACCCCACCAUGCACAAUGCUAUAUACCCAGUGCACAAGCGCCCCCUGGUGGUCAGAACCAACGUGGAGUACGAGUUCACCACAAUUGCCGUGGACCAAGUGGCAGCUGCUGACGGCAACUACGAGGUGCUCUUCCUGGGAACAGAUCGAGGGACAGUCCAGAAAGUUAUUGUCCUGCCAAGAGACGACUUGCAGACAGAGGAGCUGGUCUUGGAGGAAGUUGAGGUCUUUAAGGUUCCCACUCCAAUUACCACCAUGAAGAUUUCAUCCAAACGGCAACAACUGUACGUGGGGUCGGUCCUGGGUGUGACUCACCUCGCGCUCCACCGCUGCGACGUGUACGGCGAAGCCUGCGCCGACUGCUGUCUGGCCAGAGACCCGUACUGCGCCUGGGACGGCAAGUCCUGCUCCAGAUACUCUGCCUCACAGAAGAGACGGAGCCGUCGACAGGAUGUGAAGUACGGAAACCCAAUCCGCCAGUGCAGAGGCUACAACUCCAAUGCAAACAAGAACACUCUGGAGACGGUUCAGUACGGCGUGGAGGGCAGCACCACCUUCCUGGAGUGUCAGGCCCGGUCUCCUCACAUGUCUCUGAAGUGGCACCUGCAGAAGGAAAACAGUGACAGAAGGAAAGAGAUUCGCUCCGAGGGCCGCACCCUGAAAACCGAGCAGGGCCUUCUGAUCCGCUCGCUGCAGUCCUCUGACAGCGGCAUCUACCAGUGCACGUCCACGGAGAAGAACUUCAAGCACACGCUGGUCAAGCUGCAGCUCGUGGUCCUGUCCAGCCGCACGGUCAACAGCGUGCUGGUGGAGACGGGCAGCCCGGCGCUGCCCCCCCUCCAGUCCAGCGCCUGGACUCCCAGCGCUGGCCAGUACAAGGACCUGCUGACCAUUCUGAGCCAGCCGGAGAUGGGCCUCAUCAACCAGUACUGCCAGGACUACUGGCAGCUGGGAGACGCCGGCGUCGGGGACAGCAAGGCCAAAAGCCUGAAGGAGCUGAAAGAGCAGAAGAAGCCGCGCAACCGUCGGCAUCACGACGAGGAAACGACUCCGGCCGCGACAUGA